CAACCAUGAGAUUGUUUUGGAGCAGGAUAAUAGCACUUCAACGCGUUGUAUUGACUGUGUUGGGCAGACAUGAGUACCCCGGGGAUGACGAAGCGUGAGAACAAUAAUGGUGCCGACCACGACCGCCUGAUCCAACUUCUCAAGAAGCGUUCCGAGCGCCGUCGAGCAAAACUUGACCUUCCAUCUCCUCCACCAGCUCCGAAAUUCACACCUCAACCACCUCCUCCCUCGCAAGCCCAAGUACAGCAGCCCCAAAUCCUCAUCAAAGACGGCUCAAUCAUCAAUGACUACUCCCUCCACUUCGUUCAAACGUCCCACCGCCCCCAAUCCUACAUCCGUAACGCAACUCUCGAAUCCCGUUUCGAAGGAUACCCGAAACUAGCUCGUCUGGCACGGCUGAAGCAGAAAUUGGUGGAAGAGCGUGCACAUCCGCCUAUGAGUUUACGGUGGGAUGAGCAGGGUGAGGACUUGAGGGAUGUAUUAGGGGUUAGGAGGGGAGUUAGAUUUGAUGUUGUGGUUAUUGAUGCAACGAGUCCUGAACACCACCCGGAACAGCUGUUCCACCUCCCGGUCCCGGACCUCAUCUCAACUCCGUCCUUCCUCUACAUAUGGGUCAACACACCGUGUCUGGAAACAGGGCGCCAACUCCUAACUCACUGGGGCUUCCGUCGUGCCGAGGAUGUCGUUUGGUGCAAAACCACCCCAGACCCCACCUCCGACAGCCAACCCUGGGAAUCCGGCCCCUUCGUAAGCUCAAAAGUCCACUGCCUCAUGGGCAUAAAAGGCACAGUCCGCCGCAGCACAGACACCCACCUAAUCCACUGCAACGUCGACACAGACACUAUCCUCGCCCCAUCGCCACCACCUUCGACACCACACGCCAAACCCACCGAACUGUACCACAUCAUCGAGAACUUCUGUCUCGGGCGUCGACGUCUCGAGAUCUUUGCGACGGAUGCAAGCUUGAGGAGGGGGUGGGUUAGUGUGGGACGGGAGAUGACACGGACGACGUGGGACGUUGAACGAUGGUUGGAAGGAUUGGUGGAGGGGGGUACGGGCAGUGUGGUGGGGUUUGAUGGGGAGAUUGAGAUGUUGAGGCCGAAGAGUCCGGUGCCGAAGGGGCAGCAGCACAUGAGGCACGGGAUGGGGGGUCAGCAGUCGCAGCAAAUGGGCAUGGGAGCGGGGAUGAUGCAACCUCAGCAAGGUAUGUACAUGGGUGGACAAGUGGCGAUACCAGGCAACGGGAUGCAAAUGCCCAUGGCAAUGCCGAGUCAGUAUGCGAUGCCAAACAUGGUACAACCGCAUAUGAUGGGAAUGGGAAUGCCGAUGCAGCCCAUGCCUAUGACACCACAAAUGGCUGCUCAAAUGCAGAUGCAAUACCAACAGCAGCAACGACAACAACUACAAUACCAGCACUAUAUGAACCAACAAGCCUACAACAACGGAUGGAACCAAUGGGGUCAGGGAUACGGUUAUCAACAGUAGCUAUCACCCAUAUGCGUAUUGUUAUCACAACCACACCUUGGUGGUUAACCAUCCUUAAUAUAUACAUUCACUCUCACCCAUCC
This is a messenger RNA of Saitoella complicata NRRL Y-17804, 1568 nucleotides long. RefSeq names its product MT-A70-domain-containing protein. The transcript is spliced from 2 exons. Gene Ontology annotation, molecular function: mRNA binding. The record is from RefSeq and is a predicted model, not a curated record. Gene Ontology annotation, cellular component: RNA N6-methyladenosine methyltransferase complex; nucleus. The coding region runs from base 70 to 1485 and encodes 471 amino acids. NCBI's taxonomy places the organism in Eukaryota, Fungi, Ascomycota, Saitoellomycetes, Saitoellales, Saitoellaceae.